UCGACUAAUCGAUGCAGCCGUUGUCGCCGCACGAGAAUCGAAUGCCGUCGAAUCGAGGAGUCGCGAAACUGCGACGUUCACCCCGCGCCGCUGUGGCCCUUAGCCCACUGGAAGCUGCCGCCUCGUCAACGAGCACGGCUCGCCAUGGCGGACAUGCACGGCCUCUUCGGCAGCGACGACGACGACGACAGCGAGGCGGAGCGCGCGUCCCAUGCAUUUGGCUCCGAUUCGGAGUCUGAGCAUGAGCAGCAGCAGCAUGAACGGGCGGAGUCCCUGAGCGGGAGAUCGGCGAGCGGGAGUGAGCGGGAGGGUGCCGGUGAGGAGGAGGAAGACGACGAGGACGAUGAGAGGCAAGCAGCCCAACCCAGCAACAAGGAGCUGUUUGGUGAUGACAGUGACGAAGACGCUGCCUCCCGGCACGGUGACAACCACUCCGAGCACUCUGCCGUGUCAGCCGCGUCAGCCGCGUCUGCACACAACGAUGACAAUUACCACUCUGAUGCAGAGGACCACCACAGUGGCGCAGAGGACCACCACAGUGGCUCGGAGGCCCACCACUCGGACGUGGAGGAACACCGCAGUGGAUCGGAGGGCCACCACUCAGACGUGGAGGAGCACCACAGCGGCUCCGAGGCCCAUCAUUCUGAUGCGGAGGAGCAUCACAGCGGCUCGGAAACCCACCACUCGGACGCGGAGGAGCAGCACAGCGUGUCCGAGGGCCACCAUUCUGAUGCAGAAGAACCACAGAGCGGCCGCUCUGAGGACGGCCGUCCCUCGGAUGUGGAGGACAGGCACAGUGAGGGGGGCCAGAAUACAGAUGUGGACGAGGGCGACCUGUGGGGCCCCUCAAGCCCCAGAUCAGCAGCCGAGGGCUCGGAUAGGGAGCAGGCGAGCCCCCGCUCUGCAGGGGAGGAUGAGAAAGCCCAGGAGUCUGACGAGGAGAGGGCUCAUUCAAACAAUGAACAUGAAGACAGUCGGCGUAUAUCUGAUACAGAGCAACACUCAGCGCGUGGUAGUGACAGUGAAGAUGAAAUUGGACGGAAGCCCAGGAGGACCGUGGCCACGCACUCCGGCUCUGACAGCGACUCUGACACAGCAGCAGAUAAGAAAGCCACAGUGGACACCCUGUUUGGCGAUGCGGAUGACAUCUCGUCAGACAGCGAUGAGGAAAGAAAGCCUGCUACACCUGGUCGGCCAUUGGACGGAGAAGAUGGUGAACAAGAGCCAACUGAGGCACCUCCUCCAGAGACUCGUAUCGAGGUAGAGAUCCCCAAAGUGAACACAGACCUUGGCAACGAGCUAUACUUUGUCAAGCUUCCCAACUUCCUCAGCGUGGAAACAAGGCCAUUUGAUCCCCAAUAUUAUGAAGAUGAGUUCGAAGAUGAUGAAACAAUGGAUGAAGAGGGACGCACGAGAUUGAAAUUGAAGGUUGAAAACACAAUAAGGUGGCGUACGAUACGGGAUGAUGAUGGAAACGAGGUGAAGGAAAGUAAUGCACGCUUCAUCCGCUGGUCCGAUGGCAGCAUGUCACUGCAUCUGGGAAAUGAGGUGUUUGAUGUCCACAAGGCCCCAUUACAAGGCGACCACAACCAUCUCUUCAUUCGCCAAGGCACUGGGCUGCAGGGGCAGGCAGUCUUCCGCACCAAACUCACCUUCCGACCUCAUUCAACAGACAGCGCCACACACAGAAAGAUGACGCUGUCCCUGGCAGACCGCUGCUCUAAAACACAGAAGAUCAGAAUUCUGCCCAUCGCUGGGAAGGACCCCGAGUCCCAACGGACUGAGAUGAUUAAGAAAGAAGAAGAGCGUCUACGGGCGUCGAUCCGACGUGAAUCUCAGCAGCGGCGGCAGCGCGAAAAGCAACACAUGCGGGGCCUGAGCUCCAACUACCUGGAGUCGGACCGCUUCGAGGAGGAGGAGGAGGAAGGGGAGGAGGCCAUAAGCCUAGCGGCUAUCAAGAACCGUUUCAAGGGCAACAUGCGUGAGGAGCGAGCAAGGAUUUACUCGUCCGACAGUGACGAGGGCUCUGAAGAUGAUAAGAAUGCUCGUGCAGCCAAGGCCAAGAAAAUUGAAAGUGAUGAGGAGGGUACGGAAGAGGGAACAUCGGGAAAGCGUAAAGCAGAGGAAGAGGAAAAGGCCAACAAAAAGCAAAAGAGGUAUAUUAUCAGCGACGAGGAGGAUGAUGAAGAGGACUAGCAAGCUGGCAAUAUUAUGUGCAACCCGUGUAAUUGGUGGCCAGGUGAUGUUGAAGACGCUUCUGCAUAUGUUCUCUAGCAUAUUUCUUCUUUCUCAGGGUAGUUGAAUAGCUUUGUAUGUAUCUUGCUGACCAGGUCAGUUUCCAUGAUGUGAGCAGGUCGAUUUCUUCAUAGAAUAAAAAUAGUUAUCAAUUAGACUUUACAGAUCCCAUGACAUAAUUCCAAGAGAACAGCACAUUAAAGCAUUCACAGUUCAAAUAAAACAUUUCUAAAAUGAUCCACAAUGUAAAAAUGUUUUUUCUUUAUAACUAUGGUGUACCAUGCAAACAUGAAUCUUAAUAAAUAUUCGCCUUGGUAAAAAUUG
Messenger RNA from Petromyzon marinus (sea lamprey), 2559 nucleotides. RefSeq names its product LEO1 component of Paf1/RNA polymerase II complex (gene LEO1). Lineage: Eukaryota; Metazoa; Chordata; Hyperoartia; Petromyzontiformes; Petromyzontidae. Gene Ontology annotation, biological process: transcription elongation by RNA polymerase II; positive regulation of transcription elongation by RNA polymerase II. Gene Ontology annotation, cellular component: nucleus; Cdc73/Paf1 complex. Gene Ontology annotation, molecular function: RNA polymerase II C-terminal domain phosphoserine binding. The record is from RefSeq and is a predicted model, not a curated record.